Molecule: messenger RNA, 2169 nt
Organism: Mucor mucedo
Lineage: Eukaryota; Fungi; Mucoromycota; Mucoromycetes; Mucorales; Mucoraceae
Exons: 9
Coding region: 242-1690 (482 amino acids)
Biological process (GO): protein K69-linked ufmylation; regulation of proteasomal ubiquitin-dependent protein catabolic process; response to endoplasmic reticulum stress
Cellular component (GO): endoplasmic reticulum membrane
Molecular function (GO): UFM1 ligase activity
Source: RefSeq, a predicted model, not a curated record
UUCGAAACUUGUCGAGGAUGUGGAAAAAACAAAUAUCGAGAAAUUAGCCGAGAUAUUGAUGGUAGAGCAAGAAACCAUUGAAAAAGCCAUCGAAGAAUUAUUAACUACAAAGGACUGGACUGUCAUGGAUGAUUUAGUACUUACACCGUAAGCACACAUUUUUUUUUUUUUAAGUAAUAUAUAGCGGGUCUUCCCAUUUUCCGUUCUCAAAAAAAAAGUGGCGUUGCAUUGUAGUACCUUUAUGAAAGCCUUAAGAGUUAAAGUGGAAUCACAUCUACGUGCCGUAGGUUCCAUCUCCAUUGUACUCUUAUCACAGCAAAUGAAAUUACCUUACAGCUUACUAAAAUUGGUUACCAUGGAUCAUGAGGAUUAUAUUCGUUACAACCAAAUACCCGAUGUGAUAUCUACAAGAGAGUAUAUCGAUGAUUGUAAAUCAAACAUACGCACUGCAUUGGAGACCACAGACGAACCACUUGUCAUGUUUAAGCUUCAAAAAUCACUCAAUAUUCAAGAAGACAUGUUUUACUUAUUGCUGGAACAUAUCGUUAAAGAAAGUACAUUCACAUUGGGUACACUUCGAGGAAAGAAAAGCAGAGCGAUAUUUGAGCCAAAGAGUUACAAGGAUGGACAAAUAGCGCUCAUUCAAUCCAUCUUUGAUUCCAAUGAAUGCAUCAGCUUUCAUACGAUCGAAAACUUGUACCCUUAUGCCAACGCAAAAGAUAUCAUUGCCGAUCAUUAUGACAGCACGACUUAUUUUACACUCCAUUCAUGUCUUAUUAAAAAAUCUGUCAAGGAGAAAGCCAAGGAUGCCUUAGAGUCAGCUACCGACUAUUGUGAUUUCAAUGAUCAUUUGCCGCCUAAUUUAACAUUUGAUGAUGUCAACAAGGUGAUGGAUAUUGUCAUGUCUGAGAUCAAUACUGACCACAAGCGAUUGGUGAUCUUGGAAGGAGGUUAUGUGACGACACGAGAGUAUAUUGAUAAGACGGUGUUGCGUACCCGAGAUUAUCUUUUAAAUUUGGCAAGGACGUUAAAGCAAAAGAACUCGAGUGAAGUCUUAUCCGCCACGAAAAUGAGCCCUAGCUCGAUUGUAAAGGCGUUGGAAAGUACGGGGUGUCCAUACAAGAUUGCGGAAAAGAUUGUACCUUACACACGAGUAGCCAUUUUAAACCAAUUUGCGGAUAUUUUACAAACACCGUUUAUUGAAGCGCAGGAAAUUGUGUCUGCAGAUAAAUGGGUUGUUCAGUACAAGGCACGGGAAUUAGACACUGUUUUAAAUCUGGGUCAAUCCAUUUAUUACAAUUACCAAGCGAUUCAAGUAUUCGGGGAUGGAUCUGCUAAAAAGAGUCUAGAGAAAUUCGUAUUGAAAACCCAGUGUGUUGAUUUUCUCUACCAUCUUGUGAUUUACACCAUCUUGUCACAGUCAUUUAAUAAGGCAGAAGUGGCUGAAUCUACUUCCUUGUGUAUCACCAUAGAGGAUAUUGAGAAACAAGCUAUUUUGGACGCUAAACAACAAAAGUAUGUGAUCACGUAUUUCAUUCGAGAAAAUGACCAUAAAUACGACAAGACUAGUAUUGUUGAAAUUGAAGAGAUUCUCAAGAAGAAGAACCUCUCACUCUUCAUUUCAGACAUUUUAAUAGAAGAUAAACAACAUUUAUUUAAAAACUUGACAAGUCCCCAAACAAAAAGGUAAAAAGAAGUUUUCUUACAUAGAAGCGGUAAAAAAAGACUUUUUCAUGAUUAAAUUCUGUUUUGUUCAUAGGGAAGCAAACAAGACGAUUCAGAAUCAUUUGUACAAUCAAUUGGAAGGGUUGCAGAUCUCUGCGAAUUCAGCUCCCCAACUCGUGCACCUGACAACAUUACUGUUUUUUCAAAAGAUACACGGGAUUCCGUUGUACGUAUCAGGGAAAUUUGUACCCGUCAUCUUGAACGAGAUCAAAUCAAAAUUGAAUGAGAACGAACAGUUGUUAUUGGAAACAGCGCACUUGUCAAUUGUCAAUCAUGACCGUGAUCAACAUUUAGAGGAUUAUAAACAAUUAAAGAUGAUUGGUAUGAGUUACAAAUAAAAUCUCCUCACUGCAUAAAUAGUUUCCCUUUUUUUUUUUUUAUAUAUAUUUUUAUUCCUUUCUCUCUCUCUCUUUCUCUUCCCUUCUUCUUUAUAAAUAGAAUGGC